This is a messenger RNA of Populus trichocarpa (black cottonwood), 1152 nucleotides long. RefSeq lists its product as uncharacterized. NCBI's taxonomy places the organism in Eukaryota, Viridiplantae, Streptophyta, Magnoliopsida, Malpighiales, Salicaceae. The transcript has 4 exons. Bases 547 to 1152 code for a protein of 201 amino acids. The record is from RefSeq and is a predicted model, not a curated record.
UAGUUCUUUACCAUCUGAGGUGAUCUAACAAAACUUGCACGUAACCAUUUGAAUUAGCCAUUUUUAUCAAAUAGCGCUGUUAAAUAAUGAAGAGCACGAUUGCUUUUGAUCCCUGAAUUUCUAAGAAAUUUCCUUGGCAUUGCCAAGCAGAAGCAAAACCGCGUGCUUAUUUAUUUUCAUGUCACCAGGCUUUCUUACUCCCAGUUCAGUUGCUCCACGAAGCGGUUCUUUGGCUAUAGAAAUUUGGUUUUCUUUCUCUCUUAAACCCUGGACGGAGGCUGAUUAAUGAAGUGAAGAUCACGGGUAAAUACCAUCUCCCUCCCUCUCUUUGCACUGCAGGACAGUACUCUCCACUCUCCAGGCUGCGCUAACAUCGUCUCUCUCAAAGCACGCACCGAUCGAGUUCUUCCUCUGAUUUCUAAUUGUAAGCUGCAUGCCUGAUCUGGCAGCAACCCCUUAUUUUUUCGUGCCAUAGGCAGACAGAUUUUAAACCUCUCAUCCCGGACACAAGCUAUCAGUUAGAUAUCCUGGUCACGAGCUAGAGGAAUGGACAAUCAGACAAGACCCAAUAGUAGCGGAAGUAUAAUGAUCUCUACCUCCGAACUUCGCAGACGUGCAUUUCGGAGAAACGUAUUGGUUGAGAGUUUGUUACCCCCGCCUCCUCCUGUGCCAAAAGAUGAAAUUGCAUUAGAGGCUCAUUAUCGAUCUGAAGUGAACGUUGAGCUACCAGAAAAAAUUCCAAUGCAGGCUCAUAAUCAAUCUGAAGGAAAAGUUGAGCCAAAUUCAGGGCUGCAUAAAUGUAGUACGAGGGGGGCACCACCCAGGCACACCUCGGACCACAGGGCUCCUCAUGUGCCACCCGAUGAAAUUGGCUUGGAGGCUCAAAACCAAUCUGAAAUGAAAAUUGAGCCAAAAACGGGGCGAUAUAAAUAUAGUGAUAGGGGGGCACCACCUAGGCACACCUCGAACCACAAGGCUUCUCAUGUGCCACCCGAUGAAAUUGGCUUAGAGGCUCAGAACCGAUCUGAAGAGAAAAUUCAGCCAAAGUCGAGGCGAUAUAAACAUAAUACGGUUGGAUUCUAUAACUCUCAUUUACUCAUUGUUUCAACACCAUCUCAAUUAUGUUUAUGGAUAAAAAUUUUACAAUUCUAA